GGGUCGUUGCGAGGGACGGUCGCUGAAGAAGCUCGCCGUUCUCGCUUCCAGGAGGGCGGCGGACGCUGGGCCCUGGGCCCUGGGCGCUGGGAGCGAGUUCUAUCUCAGUGGAGCUGUUUUUUGUGCUGAUAACGAUGCUAAAAUUUAAAUAUGCAACCCCCCAUCCAGCAGCUGGCACAAUGGACUCUAUCGCCAGCCGGGCUUCUCGACUUAAUCUCCUUCUCCAGGGGAAGUUCCCGUCUCUGGCACAACAGCAGAUGUCUCCAUUCUCAAGAGAAGGCAUUCUGGACUCCCUUAUGGUGCUGUACGAGGAAGGCAGAAGCCCUCUGCGGAUGGAAACCAAACACGCGGGCAUAUUUUUAAAAAAGCAUUCAGAAUCAAUAACAGAGUUCCGGGAACUUCAACCCAGCCUGAAAGAUUUUGAAAUCCGGAAUCGGAUAGGAUGUGGUCGUUUUGCCGAAGUCCAGGUGGAAGAGAAGGCAACCGGCGACAUUUUCGCCAUGAAGGUGAUGAGCAAGGAGGCACUCUUGGCAAAAGAGCAGGUAUCCUUUGAGGAAGAGAGAAAUAUACUAUGCCAGAAUGGCAGCCCCUGGAUUCCACGCCUUCACUAUGCGUUCCAGGAUAAAAAGAAUCUCUACUUGGUUAUGGAUUAUGAGCCGGGAGGAGAUCUACUCUCGUUCUUAAACAGAUAUGAAGAUCAACUGGAUGAAAGCACUAUAGAGUUUUAUCUGGCAGAAUUAGUUUUGGCCAUUCACAGCGUCCAUCAAAUGGGAUACGUCCACCGAGAUGUUAAGCCAGAGAAUAUCCUCAUUGACAGAACAGGGCACAUCAAGUUGGUGGAUUUUGGUUCGGCUGCCAAAAUGACGGUGGAUAAAAAGGUGGAUGCCAAGGUGCUUCCUAGCCCUACUGACUAUAUGGCCCCAGAGAUCCUGGGUGCUUUGAACAACGGCAAAGCUUCCUACGGGUCAGAAUGUGACUGGUGGUCCCUAGGGGUGGUUGCUUAUGAAAUGACCUACGGGAAAUCGCCGUUUGCUGAAGGGACCUCAACGAAAACGUCCAACAACGUCAUGAAUUUUCAGCGGUUCCUAAAAUUCCCGGAGGACGUCAAGGUCAGCCGCGAGUGUCUCGACCUGCUGCAGAGUCUGUUGUGUGGGCCGAAAGAACGCUUGGAUUACGAAGGCCUGUGCUGCCAUCCGUUCUUCGCCAACGUUGACUGGAACGCCAUCCGUGACGCUCGCCCUCCCUUCGUACCUGCCGUCCGGUCUGAAGAUGAUACGUCUAAUUUUGAUGCCCGGGAGAAGGACGUUGGCGCGGCUUCCCCUCUCGGCCAGCUGAGCCUUACGGCUUCCCCGGGAGACGGUUGGCCAUUCGUGGGGUUCUCUUUCACCAAGGCGCUCGCCUAUAUGAAUCAAUAUGAAUCUAUAUUGUCUGCUUUGCGUUCGGAUUCUCCCGCGAAAAUUAGCUCCAUGGAAAAGAAACUCCUUUUUAAGAGCAAAGAGCUGAAAGACACCCAGGACAAGUGUCACAAGAUGGAGCAGGAAAUGACGCGUUUGCAUCGCAGAGUGUCGGAGGUGGAGGCUGUGCUUAGCCAAAAGGAGGUGGAACUGAAAGCCUCCGAGACCCAGCGAUCCCUCCUGGAACAGGACCUGGCUACCUACAUCACAGAAUGCAGUAGCUUAAAGCGAAGUCUGGAACAGGCUCGGAUGGAAGUGUCUCAAGAGGAUGACAAGGCGCUGCAACUCCUUCACGAUAUAAGAGAACAAAGUCGCAAGUUGCAGGAAAUCAAAGAACAGGAGUACCAAGCUCAAGUGGAGGAAAUGCGACUGAUGAUGAAUCAGCUAGAAGAAGAUCUUAUUUCUGCUCGAAGACGCAGCGAUCUUUACGAAUCGGAGCUGAGGGAAUCUCGACUGGCGGCGGAGGAGUUCAAGCGAAAAGCCACCGAAUGUCACAACCGGCUCCAGAAAGUCGUCAAGGUUAAAGACCAAGGAAAAACGGAAGUUGGAGAGCUGUAUUCCAAGCUGGAGAAGAUCAACGCAGAUCAACAGGUGAAAAUUCAAGAACUCCAAGAGAAGCUGACAAAGGCCAUGAAGGCAAGCUCGGAAGCCACCGAGUUGCUCCAGAACAUCCGCCAAGCCAAAGAGAGGGCCGAGAAAGAGCUGGAGAAGCUGCAGAACCGGGAGGAUUCCAAUGAAAGCAUGAAGAAGAAAUUGCUGGAAGCCGAGGAACGACGCCAUUCUCUGGAGAACCAAGUGAAGCGGCUGGAGACGGUGGAGCGGCGAGAGAACCGGCUAAAAGAAGAUAUCCAGACCAAAUCUCAGCAAAUCCAGCAGAUGGCCGAUAAAAUUCUGGAACUGGAAGAGAAACACAGGGAAGCUCAGCUGGCGGCCCAACAUCUGGAGCUGCACCUGAAGCAGAAAGAACAAAUGUAUGAAGAAAGGCUCAAAGUGCUGGACAACCAAAUGAAGAAGGACCUGGCAGACAAAGAUACUCUGGAGAACAUGCUGAGGAAGCACGAGGAGGAAGCUCACGAAAAGUGCAAAAUCCUCGCCGAGCAGAAAGCGAUGAUCAACGCGAUGGAUUCGAAGAUCAGAUCCCUGGAGCAGAGAAUAGUGGAAUUGUCUGAAGCUAACAAGCUGGCAGCAAACAGCAGCCUGUUUACUCAGAGGAACAUGAAAGCCCAAGAAGAGAUGAUUUCUGAGCUCAGGCAGCAGAAAUUUUAUCUGGAAACUCAGGCUGGGAAAUUAGAGGCUCACAACAAUAAGCUGGAGGAACAGUUGGAAAAAAUCAGCCAUCAGGACCACACGGACAAGACUCACCUGCUGGAGUUGGAGACGAGGUUAAGAGAGGUUAGCCUGGAACACGAAGAACAAAAAUUAGAACUGAAGCGGCAACUGACUGAAUUGCAGCUCACCCUCCAGGAGAGGGAAUCUCAGAUUUCAGGGUUGCAAGCCGCCCGGGCAGCUCUGGAAAGCCAAUUGAGGGAAGCUAAAACCGAAUUGGAAGAGACCACGGCCGAAGCCGAGGAAGAGAUCCAGGCGCUGACGGCAUAUAGAGAUGAAAUCCAGCGUGAAUUGAAGCCCUUCGUGAAUAGCUGCACAGUGAUCACGGACCUAGAAGAGCAGCUGAAUCAGCUGACUGAGGACAAUGCCGAGCUGAACAACCAGAAUUUCUUCCUCUCCAAGCAGUUGGACGAAGCUUCGGGAGCGAACAACGAGGUGGUUCAAUUGCGGAGCGAGGUUGACCAUCUCCGUCGCGAGAUCACGGAACGGGAAAUGCAGCUCACCAGUCAAAAGCAAACCAUGGAGGCCUUAAAGACCACCUGUACCAUGCUGGAGGAGCAAGUGAUGGAUCUGGAGGCCCUGAACGACGAGCUCUUGGAGAAGGAGCGCCAAUGGGAGGCGUGGAGAAGCGUUCUGGGAGACGAGAAGACCCAGUUUGAGUGCCGGGUGCGGGAACUCCAGAGAAUGUUGGACACGGAGAAACAGAACAGGGUGCGAGCUGACCAGCGUAUCACGGAAUCCCGCCAAGUUGUGGAGCUCGCAGUUAAAGAACAUAAAGCGGAGAUCUUGGCUCUCCAGCAAGCGUUAAAGGAACAGAAGCUCAAAGCUGAGAGUCUGUCUGACAAGCUGAAUGACUUGGAAAAGCACGCCAUGCUGGAGAUGAAUGCCCGGAGCUUACAGCAGAAGCUUGAAACGGAACGCGAACUCAAGCAGAGGCUUCUGGAAGAGCAAGCCAAGCUGCAGCAGCAGAUGGAUUUGCAAAAGAAUCAUAUCUUUCGGCUGACUCAAGGCCUGCAAGAGGCUUUGGACCGGGCCGAUCUUUGAAGACGGACGGAGCGUGACCUGGAAUACCAGCUGGAAAAUAUUCAGGUCCUGUAUUCCCACGAAAAAGUGAAAAUGGAAGGCACUAUUUCCCAACAAACCAAGCUUAUAGAUUUCCUCCAAGCGAAUGAUCAGCCGGCCAAGAAGAAAAAGGUUCCUCUGCAGUACAAUGAGCUGAAGGUGGCGCUGGAGAAGGAGAAGGCCCGCUCGGCGGAGCUGGAGGAAGCCCUGCAGAAAACCCGCAUCGAACUCCGAUCGGCUCGGGAGGAAGCUGCCCAUAGGAAAAUCACAGACCACCCUCACCCAUCCACUCCUGCCACGGCCAGGCAGCAGAUCAUCAUGUCUGCCAUAAUUCGGUCACCUGAACACCAGCCCACGCCCAUCAGCUUGUUGGCGCCUCCCUCCAGCCGCAGAAAGGAGGCCUCCACGCCGGAGGAGUUUAAUCGGCGCCUUAAAGAACGCAUGCAUCACAAUAUCCCUCACCGUUUCAACGUGGGACUGAACAUGAGAGCUACCAAGUGUGCCGUUUGCUUGGACACUGUGCACUUUGGACGCCAGGCUUCGAAAUGUCUCGAAUGCCAAAUGAUGUGCCACCCCAAAUGUUCUGCCUGCUUGCCAGCCACAUGUGGAUUGCCGGCUGAGUACGCCGCCCACUUCUCGGAAGCCUUCUGCCGGGAUAAAUUGAACUCCCCGGGCCUUCAGCUCAAAGAACCUGGCGGCCCUUUACGGCUGGAAGGAUGGAUGAAGGUGCCCAGAAAUAAUAAACGUGGCCAGCAAGGCUGGGAUAGGAAGUACGUCGUUUUAGAAGGAACGAAAGUCCGUUACGACACGGAAACGAGAGAAGCUGGACAACGGCCCGUGGAAGAGUUUGAAUUGUGCCUUCCAGAUGGAGACGUUACCGUCCAUGGGGCCGUCGGAGCGACUGAGCUUCUAAAUACAGCCAAGACAGAUGUGCCCUAUAUACUGAAGCUGGAAUCUCAUCCCCACACCACCUGUUGGCCUGGCCGGACUCUCUAUUUGCUGGCACCUACUUUUCCCGAUAAGCAGCGUUGGGUGAAUGCCCUAGAAUCUACGGUGGCUGGAGGAAGAGUUUCCAGAGAAAAGGCAGAAGCUGAUGCUAAACUCCUUGGAAAUUCCCUUCUGAAGCUGGAAGGAGAGGAUCGCUUGGAUAUCAACUGCACUUUACCCUUCAGCGAUCAGGUGGUCCUGGUGGGCGCUGAAGAAGGACUUUACGCCCUGAAUGUGCUAAAGAAUUCCUUAACACACGUCCCCGGGAUUGGUGCUGUCUUUCAAAUCCACCUCAUCAAAGACUUGGAGAAGCUGCUCAUGAUUUCAGGAGACGAAAGGGCGCUGUGCCUUGUGGAUGUGAAAAAAGUCAAGCAGUCCCUCGCUCAGUCCCACCUCCCGGCUCAACCUGACGUCUCGCCCAAUGUUUUUGAAGCCGUGAAAGGCUGCCAUCUUUUUGCGGCAGGCAAGAUCGACAACGGGUUGUGCAUCUGCGCGGCCAUGCCCAGCAAAGUCGUGGUGUUGCGUUACAACGAGAGCCUCAGCAAGUACUGCAUUAGGAAGGAGAUAGAAACCUCGGAGCCGUGCAGCUGUAUCCAUUUCACCAAUUACAGCAUCAUCGUCGGGACCAACAAGUUUUACGAAAUUGAGAUGAAGCAGUACACCCUAGAAGAAUUCCUGGAUAAGAAUGACCACACCUUGGCAUCCGCUGUGUUUGCAUCCUCCAACAAUAGUUUCCCAAUCAACAUCAUCCAGGUGAACCCAGCAGGGCAGAGGGAGGAGUAUCUGCUGUGCUUCCAUGAAUUUGGCGUUUUUGUUGACUCCUAUGGAAGACGCAGCCGCUCGGAUGACCUGAAAUGGAGCCGCCUACCUCUGGCGUUUGCCUACCGGGAACCGUACCUGUUUGUGACCCACUUCAACUCCCUGGAGGUGAUAGAAAUUCAAGCACGCGCCUCUCUCGGCAUCCCGGCCCGAGCCCACCUGGACAUCCCGAGCCCUCGUUACCUGGGCCCUGCAAUCUCUUCCGGAGCCAUUUACCUGGCCUCUUCCUAUCAGGACAAACUGAGAGUCAUUUGCUGCAAAGGGAAUUUGGUGAAGGAAUCCAACAAUGAACAUCACCGGGGCUCCUCCACCACUCGCAGCAGCCCAAACAAGAGAGGUCCGCCCACGUAUAACGAGCACAUCACCAAGCGGGUAGCGUCGAGCCCAGGGCCCCCCGAAGGUCCCAGCCACCCUCGCGAGCCAAGCACACCGCAUCGCUACCGAGAAGGAAGGACAGAGCUACGGAGGGACAAAUCUCCGGGACGCCCCCUGGAGAGGGAGAAAUCCCCGGGAAGGGUGCUCAGCACCCGCCGAGAAAGGUCCCCAGGGAGACUGUUUGAGGAGAGCAGCAGGGGACGAAUACAAGUGGGGGGCGCCCGGACCCCCCUCGCCCAGGUCAACAAGGUCUGGGACCAAUCUUCAGUAUAAACGUCACCUCCGACCUGGAACUCCAAGGAAGAACAGAAAAAAUAUCCAGAAUUAAGACGCUCUACCCAUUUCACCACACCACCCUCGCCGCCCCCUUAAGUAAUCCCCACUGGGCUCAAAUUCAUUCCAGCAGCAACGGCGUUCAAUCCAGAAGGAUGGACGUUCGUCGCGAGGAUUGCCUUGCAUUUCAAGUGGGAUUUUUUUUUUCCGCCUUCUUGGCGUCUCCUUCUUCUUUUUUCCUCCCCGUUAUCCCGGUCCUUGGGGGAACGUGGGGCGGGGAAGGGUCACUUUGUAUUACUGCUCCUUUCAAAGCAGUUCCUCGGUUUUUCUAUUUCUCUUUUACCUGUCGAGCCGUCCGAUGGGGAUCUGGGCAUUUGCCCCAAGACUCAGAAAAACAAAACCCAAACACGUGGCUGUCCGUUUAUUUUGGGGGAAGCCUUGUAUAACCAGCAACGGUCCGAUGUCUCUUGUCUGCUCCCCUCCCUCCCCCCGAUGUUCAUUUUCUUCUCCUGCAGAGCUUUUAGCGAAAUCUCUCGGGCAACGGAGCGAAUCAGUUGCUUCCCAGAAUAGAUAAGAUACUUUUGGGGGGGAAUUUGACCAUUCCAGACCCAACAAUGCAAAGAAAACGUAGCCAUCAGCGCAGCUCUGUGGUUCUGCCGGGUUGCAGAGAAGAAAUGUCAUUUGUAACGAUACUCCCCCCCACCCACACACAUUGAUGAAACCUGCCCACUGGUCUACCGCCCUCUGCAUCCAAAGUUUCCAGGGGAAGAGUCUCGACUGCCCCGUUCACAUACAAACGCACACACACACAAACGCACAGAGCCAGGCCUCCGCCCUCCCCCCAGGCUUCCUGCAUGGCGACGUCCCCGCAUGCUUCCUGCACCGCCGUCAUCUUGACCGCAGCCUCCUUUUCAGUUGCUUUGCUCGAUAUUGUAUAGCUCGUAAUUUUCCCAGUGUUCCAAUACCGAAGCCUUUUUCUUCGAGGCGAUGCUGCAACCGGAAAACCAUCCUUUAUGGACCUGGGGGUGGAGGGAGAAAAGAGGGGGGGGGGAGAGAAACUGGCACCGGAGGAGGAAACGGGACAGUUCUUGAGACCACCGCCGCAACUGAGCCCACCGAGGCACGGCAGAUCCCCCUCUGGGAUGAGAUCCGGUCCACCUCGCCGAACGAGAUGCCAACAACGGCCCAGCUGAGGAGAUGCUGUCUUCCCCCCCCCCCCCACACUCCAAGAUCAGGGGGGGCAGACAGAAAGAGCAGGAAAACCGAACCGCGUGGCCAAAAAGAGCGAGGAAAGUCACAGAAAGUGGACGGAGUGGGGGGGUCCUCUGUGUCACCCAGAGGAGAGCCCCCCCACUCCUUGCUUUGGGAAAAGGAUGCGGGCAACAAACCAGCGGUGGCUCUUCCUUCUGCCACCACAGCCCCGUCUCGCUUCUCAUCAUCGGCUCCCGCCCGCUUCUGACACACCGUUCUGAGCCGUAAUUUGCUUCCGCUCUGUUUUUUUGCUCCCAGCUGGCCAGAGCAAUUCCACCUUGCCUCCGCCGGUUCCUUUGGGCACCUCUACUCCUCCCCCCCCCCAACUUCCCAGUGCUGCCCUACAGAGAGCCCCUCCGCCUCUACCUGCUUCAUCGGUGCCCUUCGGGUUUUGGGGGGGUCUGUUGUGGAUAAACAGGGUCAGGACGAUUGCAUCCCUCCGGCGGUUUGUCAGGAAACGUGCCUGGAUUUCCGUCUCCGGGAGUCCCGGGAGUUCUUUGAAGGUCUUUGCAUCUCACAGGGGGGGGAGAAAGAAAAACCUCCUACCGAUUAAUACUACUACUACUACCACUACUUAAUAAUGAUAAUCCCUCAUUACCUGAAAACUCGACGCCUCGAGUCCUCGAAAGUGUAUAUCGCGUGUCUUGUUUGUGAAAAUGCUUCCUGCUAUAGAAUAGCUUCCGAACACUUGUACAUAUUGACAACAAAACUUUAUAUUCGUAAAAAAGAAAAAAAAAGGAAUCAAACCCG
Thamnophis elegans (Western terrestrial garter snake) is the source of this 8297-nucleotide messenger RNA. RefSeq names its product citron rho-interacting serine/threonine kinase (gene CIT). Gene Ontology annotation, molecular function: protein serine/threonine kinase activity; ATP binding. Gene Ontology annotation, cellular component: cytoplasm; cytoskeleton. Gene Ontology annotation, biological process: actomyosin structure organization; peptidyl-threonine phosphorylation. Lineage: Eukaryota; Metazoa; Chordata; Lepidosauria; Squamata; Natricidae. The record is from RefSeq and is a predicted model, not a curated record.